This is a messenger RNA of Coregonus sp. 'balchen', 6622 nucleotides long. The record is from the annotation of a GenBank genome assembly. Lineage: Eukaryota; Metazoa; Chordata; Actinopteri; Salmoniformes; Salmonidae.
AUGGCUCUGGGGGGCUCUCCUGUGACGGUGGUCCAGCUCCCUGGGGGUCAGUUCCAGGUGCAGGGGGUGAUCCAGUCGUCGGUCAUCCAGUCCCCACAGGUGCAGACUGUUCAGGUAAGAGGAGCUCCUCAACAACCAGGAACUAGGCCUGGGCCCUUGUUCAUAAAGCAUCUCAAAGUAGGAGUGCUGAUCAAGAUUACAUGGACAGGGGGAACCUGAUCCUAGAUCAGCACCCAUCUCUGAGAUGCUGUAUGAAUACUGGCCCUGGACUACAGUGCCUCUGGAUGACAGUGAGGUGUACCCUGUUCUUCUAGCAUAACUUAAAUCUCUGUUAGCCUUUAUCCUACACGUUAUCUUGCCAAAUGGUAUUACUGGGGUAAAUGUGCGAUUGAUGGGAGGGUAUCUCUAUCUUGUACACCCUAGAACCACCACAUUCUGAUUUUAGGUAUUAAGUAAACAUGGUAGAUGAGUAACCCACCAUGUCCUGGCAUCUCUUCUCUCCUCCACAGGGCCAGGGCUCAGACAGUGACGACUCCCAGGACUCCUCAGACAGUGGAGCCUACGCCCAGAAGACCAGAGAUAUACUGGCCAGACGGCCCUCCUACAGGUAGCUGCCACCGCACUGUUGUGUCCAAAGUUGCCCAUUUAAUGGUGAAAAUAAGUGUGUGCAGACUGCAAAGGUCACUGCUGGUGAUGGACUGGGAUGUUAAAUAGUAUCCAUGAUGAUGUGCAAAAACAGUCAAUCUCAAUUUAGAAGUAGUGAACUGAAAUCCAACAAUGAUGCUACAUUGAUGUUACAUUUUGGAUGUUUAAUAGUGAGCCACCUAUUCUCCAUUAAUUUUCCAGUCUCAUUAGUUUGAUUCUGUAGCAUAGACAGUGUUUGUUGUUUUGGCAGAAGGAGGUAAUUGACAGACAUAUAAUGGGUAAUUCUAUCCUGGUGGUCUGUAGAAAGAUCCUCAAUGAGCUGUCUGCUGAGGAGGUGGCGUCACAGAACGAGGGAGAGGGUGACAACCCUGCUUCCUCUGGCAUGACCACAGUUACAAUGCCCAACACCCAGACAAUCUACCAGACCAGCAGCGGCCAGUACAGUAAGGGUUGCCCUACUACAUAGCACUACAACAACCACAUAACACGUCCUACCAAUGCAUCACUUUGUCAUCAUAAAUAGAUUAUACAGUUGGAUAUUGUUAGAAUUGGAGGCAUUUGUUAAGUAAUGGAUCAUCAAUGAUGGGCUUCUGCAGUUUUGUGAAAAUAUACCACACCGCAGGGGAUGGGUAGUGCAAAAUGGCUCCUGAGGUGUGGUCAGGCACUUGUUGAGUAAGUAUGGGCGGCAGGUAGUUUAGUGGGUAAGAGCGUUGUGCCAGUAACCGAAAGGUCGCUGGUUCUAAUCCCCAAGCCAACUAGGUGAAAAGUCUGUCGAUGCAAGGCACUUAACCCUAAUUGCUCCUGUAAGUCGCUCUGGAUAAGAGCGUCUGCUAAAUGACUAAAAUGUCAAAAAAUGUAAGGGAUCAUCAAUGAUGGGCUACUGCAGUUUUGUGAAAAUAUACCACACCGCAAGGGACAGGGAGUGCAAAAUGGCUGCCGUGGUGUGUUCAUGGUGUGUGUGCUCCCGACGCAUACCAUUGGGAACACACACAUGGUUUGUGUGUGUUCCCAAGGCAACAGCAAGGCCACAUAAAGCAUACUCAAAUGUGUGUCGACUAUGUCGAUGGAUGAAAUCCUCAGUUUAAUGACAAAUGUAACUAAAUGUAAUCUAAAAUGUAAUCUACGUUUAUUUUAAUUUAACCUUUUAUUUAACUAGGCAAGUCAAUUAAGAACAAUUUCUUAUUUACAAUGAUGGCCUAAAGUAAUUGUUUAUAAUGAGAGGGCCAUAAAAAAUAACUAGUAAUGCUGCAUACUCCAAGAAACCUCACCUUUCUGACAAAAAAUAGUUAUAAAUUGCUGAGGUGUAGUCACUUUUGGACACAAGCUCAAGUACACAGUACAAAUAUGAUACAAAUUAGAAAUAUUUUGAUGUAUUUCCUAUUGAACAAAACUGUAUAAAUAAGGCUUGAACUUACUUAUAUGCUCUCUAAAUAUAGAAUAAUCAAAUUAUAAAACAACUAAGAUUUCACCUUCCUUAUAACUGUAAAAUACAUAUUUGUAUGUUUAGUGUUAGAGAAAAUGUGCACAUUUUCUAAAGGUCUCUCUUGAUCAAAACGUCUGCCCCCACCACUGUGAACGUUUAGCUUGGCUUCCUGAACUCGUUAGGAACUCGCCUUUCAUCUCAUGUUAAUCUUGUCCAUCUAUGACAGUGUUUUUUGUUGAAAGUCUAUUAUUUUAGAUUACUUUGAUCAAGUUUGCUAUAAAUCGAUCUCUGAAUGUGCUAGAGUGACGAAACCACUCUCCCCUGCUGCACUACGAUUGCAGGCAUGUGCUUUGUCAGUGGCUGUGAUGUAGGGUUCAGCCAGGAGUUGGACAGUCACCACAGCUUCAAGUAAUGUCAGACUUCAAGACCUUGUCACACAGGCAGAAGAGAUAUACUCCUGUGUCCGUGAGAACCUGGGCUACCGCUCAAUGCAAGCCAUUUCGAUCUGCUGUGUCCAUGUAACAUGUUAACUUCUGUGCAGCAUGAGUAGGGAGCUAACACACUUGAAUAAUGCAACACGGCAUGUAGAAAUGUUGAAACUGUUAAUUACUGUUCGCAAAACAAUGUCCAUACAGGCUAAAACACGUUAUAAAGCAUCUGGUAUCGACUUUCCAUAUUGGUGCCCAUCACUAGUAGUUACUAUUGCCCCUAACUUCCUGUGUGUUUAUUGUCUGUAGUUACCAUCGGCCCUAACUUCCUGUCUGUUUGUCUGUAGUAACCAUCGGCCCUAACUUCUUGUCUGUUUGUCUGUAGUUACCAUUGCCCCUAACGGCACCAUUCAACUGGCCAACACGGGGUCAGAGAGCCUUCAGGGGUUACAGACUCUCACCAUGACCAACUCAGGCCAACAGCAGGGCACCACCAUCCUACAGUACGCCCAGACGCCCGACGGACAGCAGAUACUCGUGCCCAGCAACCAGGUGGUCGUACAGAGUGAGUAUGGCUUCAUGACUCACGGUAAGCUUUGAGAUGAUACCAUAAGGAGAAGUACCCAGUAGUUUUCUCGUUGUCACUGAAGCCUCCCUGAAGGUGUGUAAAAAAAAAAGGACUGAUCCCAGCUUGCAGACCACAUUGUAAUGUGUUGAGAUUAUAAAGAGGAGAUGCCCUCAUCUAUUGUUUUGAUUGGCCUCAUCCCCCUCAGGUGCAGGAGGAGAGAUGCAGACGUACCAGAUCCGCACGGCGCCCACAGCGCAACAGACCGUGGUCAUGACUUCCCCUGUAGGAAUGUCUGAGCAAAAGACUGGCAACCCCACCAUGAAGAGAGAGAUCCGCCUCGCCAAGAACAGGUGUGUGUGGGGAUAAGGACGUGGUAUGAUGGGACUGUGUGUGUAUGAGAAGUGUUGUGGCAGUGCACAGUUGGUUCCUUGAGCUCUGGUGGACAUUCCUGCUGUCAGCAUGCCAAUUGCAUGCUCCCUCAAAACUUGAAACAUUUGUGGCAUUGUGUUGUGUGACAGAACUGCACAUUUUAAAGUGGCCUUUUAUUGUCCCAAGCACAAGGUGCACCUGUAUAAUGAUCAUGCUGUUUAAUCAUCUUCUUGAUAUGCCACACCUGUCAGGUGGAUGGAUUAUCUUGACAAAGGAGAAAUGCUCACAAACAGGGAUGUAAGCAAAUGUGUGCACAAAAUGUUAGAGAAAUAAGCUUGGAACAUUUCUGUGUUUUUUAUUUUAUUUUACUUUUUAAACUCAUGAAACAUGGGACUAACACUUUACAUGUUGCGUUUAUAUUUUUGUUCAGUGUAUAUAGCUUUGUAAAACUAUAAAUUACCAACCACCCAGCUUUGGAGUAGUUACAGUUGAAGUCGGAAGUUUACAUACACUUAGGUUGGAGUCAUUAAAACUCGUUUUUCAACCACUCCGCAAAUUUCUUAUUAACAAACUAUAGUUUUGGCAAGUCGACAUUACACAAGUAAUUUUUCCAACAAUUGUUUACAGACAGUUUAUUUCACUUAUAAUUCACUGUAUCACAAUUCCAGUGGGGUCAGAAGUUUACAUACACUAAGUUGACUGUGCCUUUAAACAGCUUGGAAAAUUCCAGAAAAUGAUGUCAUGGCUUUAGAAGCUUCUGAUAGGCUAAUUGACAUAAUUUGAGUCAAUUUGAGGUGUACCUGUGGAUGUAUUUCAAGGCCUACCUUCAAACUCAGUAGCUCUUUGCUUGACAUCAUGGGAAAAUCAAAAGAAAUCAGCCAAGACCUCAGGAAAAAAUAAGGUUCAUCCUUGGGAGCAAUUUCCAAACGCCUGAAGGUACCACGUUCAUCUGUACAAACAAUAGUACGCAAGUAUAAACACCAUGGGACCACGCAGCCGUCAUACCGCUCAGGAAGGAGACGCGUUCUGUCUCCUAGAGAUGAACGUACUUUGUUGCGAAAAGUGCAAAUCAAUCCCAGAACAACAGCAAAGGACCUUGUGAAGAUGCUGGAGGAAACGGGUACAAAAGUAUCUAUAUCCACAGUAAAACGAGUCCUAUAUCGACAUAACCUGAAAGGCCGCUCAGCAAGGAAGAAGCCACUGCUCCAAAACCGCCAUAAAAAAGCCAGACUACGGUUUGCAACUGCACAUGGGGACAAAGAUCGUACUUUUUGGAGAAAUAUCCUCUGGUCUGAUUAAACAAAAAUAUAACUGUUUGGCCAUUAUGACCAUCGUUAUGUUUGGAGGAAAAAGGGGGUGGCUUGCAAGCUGAAGAACACCAUCCCAACCGUGAAGCACGGGGGUGGCAGCAUCAUUUCGUGGGGGUGCUUUGCUGCAGGAGGGACUGGUGCACCUCACAAAAUAGAUGGCAUCAUGAGGACGGAACAUUAUGUGGCUAUAUUGAAGCAACAUCUCAAGACAUCAGUCAGGAAGUUAAAGCUUGGUCGCAAAUGGGUCUUCCAAAUGGACAAUGACCCCAAGCAUACUUCCAAAGUUGUGGCAAAAUGGCUUAAGGACAACAAAGUCAAGGUAUUGGAGUGGCCAUCACAAAGCCCUGACCUCAAUCCUAUAGAAAAUUUGUGGGCAGAACUGAAAAAGCGUGUGCGAGCAAGGAGGCCUACAAACCUGACUCAGUUACACCAGCUCUGUCAGGAGGAAUGGGCCAAAAUUCACCCAACUUAUUGUGGGACGCUUGUGGAAGGCUACCCAAAACGUUUGACCCAAGUUAAACAAUUUAAAGGCAAUGCUACCAAAUACUAAUUGAGUGUAUGUAAACAUCUGACCCAAUGGGAAGGUGAUGAAAGAAAUAAAAGCUGAAAUAAAUCAUUCUCUCUACUAUUAUUCUGCAUUUCACAUUCUUAAAAUAAAGUGGUGAUCCUAACUGACCUAAGACAGGGAAUUUUUACUAGGAUAGAAAUGUCAGGAAUUGUAAAAAAACUGAGUUUAAAUGGAUUUGGCUAAGGUGUAUGUAAACUUCCGACUUCAACUGUAGGUCUAUUUCCCUGCUUUUGAGAGGAGCUGGCUACUGUACAUGGAGACUUCCAGCAAUUGCGCUAAGCUAACGAUUUGCUAACUUAAAUAAUGUACAAACGGUACGUAGAAACAUAAAAAUUGUAUCCAUGAGCUCAUGUGACUCUGGGUAAGUAGAACGACGACCUAAAUCUAACAGUAUCCCUUUAAAUGUAAUCCUCUAAAGCAGUUUUCUGUGUUUCUCCCUGGCAGGGAAGCGGCACGUGAGUGUCGCAGGAAGAAGAAGGAAUACGUCAAGUGUCUCGAGAACCGUGUGGCCGUGCUGGAGAACCAGAACAAGACUCUCAUUGAGGAACUCAAGACGUUAAAGGACCUAUACUGUGUCAAAACAGGAUAACAAGGAGGACAAGAAGAGAAGCCAGCCAGCAAGCGGGACUUUUACCGUCAGCGAGCGGCUCUGCUCUGCCACAUGGACAAUGCGGGGUUAACCGGGGAACACCUUUCAUUUCAGACCUGAAAUCACCCUCCUCAGUUUGUUUUAUACUCUUUGUUUUAACAAACGUGUCGCGGGCGGUGGCAAUGGGAUGUGUCCAUAUAAAAGACAAUGAAAGGGUGUGAAAGAGAGGUUGGCUGUUUUUAAUCAAAGUAUUUUUUUUUUAGCUAAUGGAUUGGAUAACUAACGCUUAAAUGUUUAUAUUUGUGUAUAUUUUAUGAGCACAUGGGAGGCGUGAAUUGUGAGCUUUAUCAUUGACAUUCAAUUUCCAAUUGUGUCCCCCUUUGCCAGAAUCAGCUCCUUAUGUUCCCCCCCCAAUUUGUUUAAAGAAAAGUGUAGCAGUAGGAUCAAUCUGCUGUUUUUAACAUCAAACAAUUUGCAGCCAAAUUGUUAUUGUAUGGUUACAAUUCAUGUAUCUUAUUGCAUGGUGUAUCUUUUAUGUGAACCAGCUAUUUCCACCCCCACCCCCCUUUCUUUCCCCCAUGAGGAAAUGUUACAAGUCUCAUUCCUUACCCUUGUCCAGAGAGAUGUAAGGGGUGUUUGAAAAUAUAACAUUGUGUAAGGCUGAAUUGGCUGUUACUAAGACAAUCACGCAAUGUCAGGGUAAUAUUUAUUUUAUAUUUCUG